Molecule: messenger RNA, 3737 nt
Organism: Alosa sapidissima (American shad)
Lineage: Eukaryota; Metazoa; Chordata; Actinopteri; Clupeiformes; Clupeidae
Gene: gnb1l
Product: guanine nucleotide binding protein (G protein), beta polypeptide 1-like
Exons: 7
Coding region: 1794-2771 (325 amino acids)
Molecular function (GO): protein binding
Source: RefSeq, a predicted model, not a curated record
GGCCUUUUUUUUUUUUAUAAUGGAGCACCUUUUCCAUUCAGCACUUCUCUUUCCUCUGUAAGCGAAUCUAAAGCCUGCUGAGUGGCUGGAUUGGGGGUCCCCUGCUCACCAGAAUAGUUUGAAGACGGAAAACAAAAAAGGCAGACUAAUGAUGUGUACGCUGUGUUGCCCCCAGUGAGGUGGAAAGGCUCCGUUUGAAUGGAGAGAAGCAAAGGCCAAAACAAGAUAAGAAUGUUUCGAUAAAGUCAGAAGAAUGACUUAAUCGCUUAAAUAUGGUUGCAUGGCACAGAGGAGUAACCUAAGGGCCGGCCCUUUAGCAAGCUUGUCCAAAAGAAAUUCUGUGUGAGUCUGUGAGUCUAUUGAAUAGACUAUAAGCUUGUAUUAUUAUUCCGCUAUGAACAGAUGCAUUGUGUAAUUUUUUUCUUUCCCAUGCACAAAUCAGGGAAAGGUAUUUCUCUGAUGCCGUUGUGCUAUAUUAUGCAGCGGCUCCACAAAGGAUGAGGCACAGUCUGUGGUUUCUAUGGCCACCUCUCUGUGAUCUCUGUGUCUUCGGCUUAUUUAUGAAUGGCAAAAAAUGAGAGCGGGAGGAGGGAGGCUGCGCGGGCCCGGGGCAGAGGCGGCCUCACGGCUCAGGUGGGUAGCUGCCUAUUACACGAUACCAGCUCCGCCAAGCCAGCGAAGGAAUGCGGACGGCCUAUUCCCAAUCUUUGAAGCCCACAUUAAAAUGACCGGUCUCCUCAAUCCCCGUCUCAUAUAAGCAGCAAACCAUGGGGCACAGAUAGUGGCUUCGUUUGAUCUGAAGGUCGCCAGCCCCUUGCCGCUGUUGAAAGAUACCUGGCCAGUGAGGCUGGCCCUUAUUUAAUAACAUGAAGGGGAAGCGAACUCUCCCUCUCAUAAUUAGGCCUAAUUACCAAGGAGGUGUUGACAGACGGGCCGAGACGAGACAAACUGGCUUUAUCCAAAGACUUAGAGUCAGAUUACCAGAGCUGUCUUAUCUAUUACAGAGGGAGUAGAAACCUCAAUCUUCUCUCUCUUCCCCUCUUUUUCUCUCUCUCUCUGUACCCUUUUCUAUCAUUCCCUCUUCUGACUUGUCUUGCGGCCCAUGUGAUGACUUGUCAUGCAGUGGCUGAAAUUAUGAGAUUCACUGAGUCAUGCUUACCCCAUCACAUCACAGAUAUGAGGGAGCUCUGACAUUUAACGUUGUAUUCACUGAACGAGCAUAUGAUGUUAUUUGUUUUGAAAAGAUCAUUUUCAAAAGUCAUUUUCACCGUUCUUGCAUCGGACGUGUGUGCCUCAUUGUCUUACAUUUUAGGAGGGGCUAAACAUUUUAGCAUUGCUAAGGCAUCCCACCAAAUGACAAUUGCUGCAUACACUCCAGGCUUAAGUGAAUCACUUGUGUGUUGUCAAGCAGAUGAUCACUGUUACUUGACAAGCCUGGUAUUUACUCAGGCUGUUUGUUUUGCCGCAUCUUUGGCACGGCGUAGGACAAUGGCAGGGUCUGCUCAGAGCGUGUGAUCGACAGUGUGUCUCCGGCUUGUUUUGUUUGUCUCUUUAGGCGCAUUGUUGUUUUGGCUCAGUGUUUGUGUUUGUGUGAGGAAGACCGCUCCUAGAGACUUGAGGGAUGCUAGAGGAGGUGUGCAUGCAUGAUUACAAUGUUAUGUGCAGACACCUCCACCCUUGUGAAUGGUGCCCUCUCCCCUUCGUGUUCAUUAUAAUCCCCUAUUUCUCUUUGUGUCGGAUUGACAGGAGGCUGAGCACAUGACAUUUGGGUGGGGUCGUCAGUGGGUGCGUACAUGAUGGCCAGACCUCCGCCGGACCCCCAGUACAUCCUGAGGGGGGUGGGGGCCGCUGUGAACACCCUCUACUUCAGCUGCAACAGGCCAGACCCCCCUCUUCUGUUCUCCGGCUCAACAAAAGGGGCUGUGCACAUAUGGAACCUGAACACAAGAAGGCCUGAGAAAGUUCUAGAAGGCCACGGGGGCUCCUCCGUCAUCUGGGUGAACACUCUGAGCAGAGAAACUGUCCUCAGUCAGGGCAGGGACAUGCGCGUGUGCCUGUGGCCGCUAUCUGAAGGCCGUGGCGGUGAGGUCUGCGACUCCCUCUACACGGGCAGUGUGGGCUUCUGCCAGUGUUCUCUGCUGAGCAGGGGGCCCAGCAGCAGUCUGCUGGCAUACGCCUCGGAGCAGAUGGAGGAGGUGAAGGUCAUGGAGUUACCGAGCAAUGUGCCAGUUUGCUCUCUGAAACCUGACAAGAAGCUGGGCAUGGUCAUGUGCCUGAAGAUAUGGCAGCCAGAUGCCGGCGAGGGUCCUCUACUGGUGGCGGGUUACGAGGACGGCUCGGUCCUGCUGUGGGAUGUGACCCAGGGGCGUCCCCUCAGCAGCCUGAGCGCCCACCCGGAGCCCGUCAUGUGCCUGGACUUUGACCCCGGUCGGCAGCGUGGCGUCUCGGGCUCUGCCGAGAACACCAUCCGCUCCUGGGCGCUGGACGGCCAACAGAACCUACAGCAGCAGGAGUCCGUGGAGCUGCUCAACCCCGGCAUCUCUCAGCUGCAGGUCCGUGGGGACGGUAAGAUCCUGGCCGCUGCCGGCUGGGACCACCGGAUCCGUGUGUUUGGCUGGAAGAGGCUGAAACCCCUCGCUGUGCUCAAGUGCCACACGGACAUGAUGCUAAGUGUGACCUUCUCUGACCAUGCUGACCCCACAAAGAGACUGAUGGCAGCAGGCUCCAAAGACCAGCGCAUCAGCAUCUGGUCCAUAUACAACCAAAACUAGCCAAGUACAUCACAAGCAAAGUUUAUCAAUUUGCAUCAAUGAGACUAGCAGAGACCAUUACAGACAAAGCUCAUCAGUUUGCAUCAGUGAGACUAGCAGAGACCAUUACAGACAAAGCUCAUCAAUUUGCAUCAGUGAGUCUCCUUUGUUGUUGUUAACCAGCUUUACUACUUUUCGAAGCAUCGUUGUAAUUUUCCUUUUUUAUCAAUGACGGUACUCUUUUUUUUAUAUAGCUCAGACUGAAUAAUCUCUUGUUUUUGGACGCCAGAUGAAACACUCCCAUUCACUGAUUAUCACAGACCUCUCUGGGAACACGCUCCAGGGUCAUGUCAGCCAUCCAAGAAUAAGCACUAAAUACGUAAAAAUUAUACCUCUGUACUCUCCUGCAAUUUGCCGUGUUAAAAACAAACACUGCGCUAGUGAAAAUGUUAUAUUUUAAUCUGACUGGUGCAAAGUAUUUCUCUUUUUUUUCUCCUCCAGUCCCUCAUGCUGUUUGCUUUUCUGCUCCAAGAGUUGCUUUAGCAAGCUUGAAGUUGCACCUGAGUUCCAAGGGUAUUGCAGCGUUCCCAACCCCCCACUCCAGCCCAAAUCCAGCCCCUCAGUUUACCAUUGCCCUCAAGUCUGACCCAGCCCGCAUUCAUCACACAGGGUUAAUCACUGGUCUACGGACAGCAGAGACAAGGCUGUUUGUUAGCAAGAUUCAUUGGAGGAGUUUACCUUUAGUUUUCCCUCCUGUUAGGUAGACAGUCUUUUCUGUGUUGUUGUUGUAGAAACAAGGCUGGGUUUCUAACUUGUGAUUCCUGCUGCAAAAAUGGUCAAAACAAAAGAUUUUUUACUUCAUCUGUUGUCUUCAGUGAUUAUUGACACAUCAUAGCUGUUUUCUUAACUUUUUGGAUGUUUAAAUGUAUUUACUUUCACUGUCAAAACAGGUAUGGGAGGUGUAAAUUAAAACUUGACAAAAUAUAA